AUGGGGAAACAAGACAUUUUAAAAGCAAAAUUUGCUUCAGUUUCAAAAGUGGAAAUCAAGUCGGAAAUAUCAGAAAAUGUCGCGGAAAUCGUAAGUUAUUUCUUUGCCUUGGUCUGUAUUUAGGUAACCAUGUUGUGGAUAAUAUGUAAACUAAACCUGCGCAUCUUUUAAGCAUAAUCCAAACCUUCAAAGCUCAUGCAAAGCUCCAGCAAAGAAGCCGAAAAGCGAUGUUGUAGUAGCUGACCUCAACCCUCAAACUCCAGCCAAUCCUCCAAAGAAAAAGGAGGAAAACGAUGUUGUCGUAGCUGAUCAAAAUCCUCAGACCCAGACGAAUCCUCCUCCGAAGAAGAAAAAGCGAAGAACGGCCAUUUGUGUAUCUAAAAGAGGAAAAAAGAGAAAACAAGCUGAAGAUGUAGAUGAAGAAAAAGAAUAUCUCGAAUUUGUGGAUAGAUUAUCAUACAAUGACAAGAUGUUUCACUACAGCAUGCGGCCGAAGUUUGAAACUACAGAGGAGGCGGAAAAACGAAUUGCAGAUGAAUUUGAGCGACUUUUCGUUACCGCCGGACCAGUUUACUUUGGCAAGGAAGAACAUCAAUAUUGCAUGCUCUGUAGUGCCAUAAUUACUAAGAUGGAGGACACUGUGCUGGAUGGAAAGGUCUGCAUGUAAGUUUUCAAUGCUUUCUCUAGGGCGUGCUGACUAAAAAAAAUUUUAUCAACAAAAUUUUAAUUUUGAUAUAGUAGGUUAUGGUGUUAUUACUGUAACUUUUGAAGUUUUAUGACUUUUCUAUUUUUUGUUUUUACUUUAGUUGGCAAUAUGAAUGAGCUACAAUAAUACAUGUUUUUCAAGUUGUUAUCUUUAUUUUUACAAAAGUUGUGUUGAAAAGAAGGUAAUGACUCAGUUUAAUUUACCUUUUUUCUCAAAAAAUUUGAUUUUAUUGGCUUUUUGGACAUUUUUUGCCUAUUUUCCUGACUAAUUACUAAUAAAUGUUACUUUUCAGAAAAUGCUACAACAAUGCCGAAUGCACAUAUGUAGAGCGAACUCCAGAUUUCAACGGAAAACUAAAAGAUAUAGUCGAUGGAGCUUUGUUCAUUCUCCGUUCUUUACUAAAACAAAGUGAAGCUUUCAACAAAGAAGGCUACCAACUAAUGCCAGUACAAUAUGUUCCGAUUGUCAAUGAGCACGGCUACGUACUGGAAACGGACACUUUCCCGAAAUGGUACACCAGAGAUGGCAAUAUGUUUAAUGAUCCAGGUGCAUGUGGAAGAUGUGCCAGAUACAGAAAAGCUGCUGCCGGACUUUGCGACAUUUGCAAGUCCAGAAGAGAUACGAAGGCCGAGAGUAAAUGCUUCUUUUGUAAUGCACCGGUAACAAAUAUUCGGAUGACUAUUGGAGAGGCUAUGUGCAAGUAAGUUUUUGAGGGGGGGGGGUGGAUAGGGGGUAUUUUUGAAUUUUCUGAAGGGGUAUGUGGCUGCUGGUUCGAAUACUUGUAUAAUAUUUGUAUAUUAGAGGUAUGUUUAUAUAAAGUACUCCAAAAUGUUAAGGGCGCAGCUUGUAAAGGCUCUUUAUUAUUUUACUAUUUGAUUCUUAUUGUAACAUAAUUUUCAGAAAAUGCAUGAAAAUUCCUUGCAAGCCCCUAACCCAUCCCCAACACACUUCACGUCAGAUUCUGCUAAAAGUCAAGGACAAGCGGAUCGACCAAUUGAAACGAAGAGCAAGACAACGAAAAGCACGUUUUCGUACCAAGCCAAAACUAACUAAAGGAACUACACUCAAAGAAUUUGAGAAAAAAGUCUUGAUCAGACAGGAACAAGAAGCGGAACGACAACGAGUCGCUCGAGAAGAGCGAAUUCGUCAACGUAUGGCCAAGAAAGGCGAUAAGUAUGAGAGUCCAUUGGUGGAAAUUAAAGAGGAGGAGGAAAUUGAGGCAGGUUUUUGGAAUUUUUGUUUAAAAUUUUGAAAAAAAUAUGGGCGGGGUAAUUUUUUAGGGGGGGGGGUGGGAUGAAAUUUUUUUUUAGAAUUUGUAUAUUUUAUGACUAAGGAACUUCAGGAUUGUUAUCGAAAAAAAUUUUUUUGGGGGGAGAUGCACAAAUUUUUUUUAGUUUUUUAAAAAUUAUAUUAUGUACCUGGUACAGCGCUGAGCCCUAGGUCCAUAAUUUUAGUUUUUAGUGUGAUGGCACUGUUUUUAAACUCACCUUUCAAUUUUAGUGGUCAUUCGUCUAA
Messenger RNA from Bursaphelenchus okinawaensis, 2221 nucleotides. The record is from the annotation of a GenBank genome assembly. Lineage: Eukaryota; Metazoa; Nematoda; Chromadorea; Rhabditida; Aphelenchoididae.